AUGGAUCCUGCGCCCCCAGGAGGCAUUGAUGUCUCGCGGCCCACUGUCGCCCGAAUGUAUGACUGCUAUCUUGGUGGAAAGAACAACUAUGCCUCAGACCGAGCCGCCGUUGCAGCAGUCGUGGAAGCACUGCCCAACAUCUUCGACAUUGUUGCAGAAGGACGUCACUUUCUACGCCGCGUCAUUCGAUACAUGUGUUAUCAAGGCAUCGAUCAGUUCAUCGAUGUUGGAUCGGGACUACCGAGUGCAGACAACACACACCAGGUGGCCCAGAGAGUCAAUCCUAACGCUCGUGUCGUGUAUGUGGAUAUCGACGACGCAGCUGUUAUUCAAGGGCGGCAAAUCCUCAAGGGCGAGCCUUUGACAGCGUUCAUACAAGGAUCGGUGUUGGAUCUAGAGCCCAUCUUAAAUCACCCUGAAACACGCAAUCUCAUCGAUUUCUCGAAGCCAGUCGGCGUGGUGAUGAUGGGGCUGCUGCAUUUCUUUGAUAUAAACGUCGACCGCGCCAUUCUCCAGCUCUUGCGCGAGAAGCUCGCUCCGGGGAGCUUGGUCAGUUUCACACACGGAGUCUUGGAUUAUCAGGACAAGGAUGCGGUGCGACGACUUCUCGAUGCGUAUGAGAGGACGCCUACGCCUCUGCUCAUGCGAACAAUGGAUGAGAUCAGGACGAUUAUGGAGGGAUUUCCUGCGGUGGAGCCGGGACUGGUCUUGUUGCAUGAUUGGAAGAUGGAUAUGGCUGAAGAGGGAGAGCCUGAGCCUCCGAGGUCACUUAUCUGGGCUGGAACAGUGUUGCGUGUCUGA
Trichoderma reesei QM6a is the source of this 801-nucleotide messenger RNA. RefSeq lists its product as uncharacterized. Lineage: Eukaryota; Fungi; Ascomycota; Sordariomycetes; Hypocreales; Hypocreaceae. The coding region runs from base 1 to 801 and encodes 266 amino acids. The transcript has 2 exons. The record is from RefSeq and is a predicted model, not a curated record.